GAGGGACAGACACUGCGAUCUCUUUCGUGGUCGACACCGGAUUUUAAAGUCUGCCGCAAAGCCUCAGAGAUUGAAUAUAGUACUACUCUCCCUUCUAAUUUCAAGUUUCGAUGGCGUCGCACCAAAAGAGGAUCGAAUUGGCUGAGCGACAUAUCAAGGAAAUCCAGGCGGAUAGGCUAACCGAUAAAGACAGUAGGAAUGCAAGAGACUUGCACAGAGCGGUGGACCUGCUGUCAAAGGAACUAUACCAGAUACAGACGCAUUUCCUCCUCGAGCUACUACAGAACGCGGAUGACAACACGUACAAGGCCGAUGUGAUCCCUAAUUUGACUGUGACUUACGCCGACAACUAUCUACAAACUGAAUGCAAUGAAGUUGGAUUCACGGAAGAGAAUGUCGAGGCAAUUUGUCAAAUCGGUCAAAGCACCAAGAGAGGAGAAAAUAAGAAUCAGGGAUAUAUUGGGGAGAAGGGGAUCGGAUUCAAAUCUGUGUUCAAAGUGGCCACUGUCGUCUGGAUCCAUUCACUUGAGUACUCUUUCAAAUUUGACUCGACCAAGAGAUUGGGCAUGAUCACUCCAUUAUGGGCAGUGUUCCCCCAGUCUACUCCACAAGGAGGCACAGCAAUGUGUUUUCAAUUAUCAGAGCAUUGUGAUAAGAAGAGGCUGCUUCAGGAGAUCACUUCAUUCGAUGCGAAUGUUCUUGUCUUCCUUAGAACCCUCAAACAGGUUACCUUAAAUGUGAAUGGAGAUUUUCACAGAGUGCUGCGUCGAAAAGAAGGGAACCGAAGUGAAACGAUGUCCACUGUCAAAAUCCUUGAGGACAACAAGGAAAUUCUGGAUUACAUUAUUAUCAAACACACUGUGCAAGACAUGCCUGAUGAUGAAAAGCGGCAUGAGAUCAGCCAAUCUGAUAUCUUAUUAGCAUUUCCAAACACGGAUUCUCCGGGCCAAAGUGAAAAGCAUCAGGUAUAUGCUUUUCUACCCAUUCGAGACUAUGGCUUCAAGUUCCUUCUUCAGGCAGACCUUUUACUUGUUACAAACCGUGAAGAUAUUGAUUGGUCCCGCGAUUGGAACAUCAAGCUUCGAGAGUCGAUACCUGAGGCUUUUGUAGAAGCAAUCCGACAUCUUAGCAACACUUCCCAGUGUUACAAAUGGCUGAAAUAUGUGCCGCGACGAAGUGAGCUUGGAGGCUUCUUUGAGUGUACUACACUCGCCAUUGUGGAACGCCUCCGCAAGGAAUCAAUCCUACAGUCAGAAAGCGGUCUAAUGAAACCGCCGAGCUCACUGACAUACGUCCCUAAAUCGUUUUAUUUUGACAAUAAGCCGUUGACACUCAACGCUGAAACAAAGUCCAAGUAUCUGAAUUGCAGAUAUCUCCACGAUAACUAUGACCAACUCAAAUACCUGCAAGUGAAGGUGAUGGACUUUGGCCAGUUCCUAGCCGACCUGCAGGUACAUCUCUCCAAACACGUGGGGAGCAAACGUGAGCCUCAGUACGAGUGGAACACCCGGUUGGCAAAAAUUCUUAUACCGGAAUUCAUUCGUCGUCAAGCAAUCAUUAAGAGUCUUCCGCUCAUUCUAUUGGAUGAUGGCCGAUGGGUUUCGGCUAUCGAAGCCAGAGGCAAACUCUACUUCCCCAGGAAGAUCGGGAUGGAAGCAAUUCCCCAGGCACUGCCUUUUAUGAUGAUUGACCCCCGAUCUCUGAGUGGCCCUCGAAGGGAACUUUUCAAAAUGCUUGGGGCCAAGGAUAUUGACGAUGCAAAAGUCUGUGACGCCAUAAUAAAGGUGCAUUCUUCGCAUACGACGGCGCCUUCAUUGCCCUACGAAGUUGUAAGAUCCCAUGCAAUCUUUUUAUUCAAAUCGGAUUGGCAGAAUAGAAAACAAAGCGAUUUCUGGAUUCCCACAGAAUCCGGACAUUUACAGAAAUCUUCAGAGGUGUAUUUGACUGACUUGGAGUUGGACCUUGUGGAAAAACCUCCAGUCUUACUCAAAAGUUUCAAAGCUUUUGAGUCAGAUCAUCAAAAGAAGUGGGACUAUUGGCUCUGGAAAGAGCUUCACCUCUGCACAGCCCCUCGUCUGGUUAACUCCCUUGGAGAGAACUUUGAGAUGUCUGGUGAAAUGACAUAUAUCCGAAAUUCCUGGCCAUCAGCUCGGUUCCUACAGCUCUUAAAAGAACACUGGGAUCUGUACUCUGAAUGGGUUGAGGAAAGAGCAUGCAACGGAAAAUCGCACGCCUGGAGGGCCUCGAGAGAUCGGAUACAUUAUUUCUUGAGCUCAACCAAAGUGGCGUGCCGGGACACUUCAGAACUUGUCCCACUGAAUCGAUGUGUUCUUCCUCCUACCCGCCCAGGAGCAGAUAUUCAAGUCAAGGAUAUUGAAGUCCAAAUUCUUGAUAUUCCAAACCACAAAGAUUCCUCAUGGAAGUUCUUGCAUCACUUGGGUGUUAAAGAGUUUAAGGACAUCGACGUGUUCAUCAAGAUACUGCAAGGCCUCAGUGGCUCUGAACCAAAGGAAGAAGUUGUCCGUAGCCUUUAUGAUGGGAUCCAAGAAUCCUUUUACGAGAACCAUGAACUAGUCAAACAAUGUUUCGCUUCAGAAUCUCUGAUCUACGUUCCAUCCAGAGCUUCAACUGAUAAAAGGUCCAGAUGGCUCUCCAACCCAUCUUGCGUAUGGAACGGCCCUAGGUUUCUCAAACAACGCGUUGUCCUACAAAAGAUCUGGCCCGGUCAUCAUAAGCUUUUCCAUAAGGCACUGGAGAUCAAAAAUGCUGACAUCGGAACGCUUGUCGUUGAAGCUCAAACAAUCACUUCUAGAGAUACUACGGACUAUAUUGCUCAGAUCUUCUGCGCCAUUAGCGAGAAACUAGAACAGAGCGAUGAAAGCCGAGAGGUGGUGAAAGGCCUACAAGACCACGAAAUCUUCCCUGUCAAAUUAUAUGACCAAGUCUCUGACUCUAGCAUCCCGGAUUUUAAAUUAUGCAGGCUGAAUGAUGUCUGGUUUAUUGCAGACAAUACACUCCUCUAUAAGAAAUUCUUAGGCUCUUUGCCAUUUCUCGCUUUUGAUGUUGAUCAGCUAACAAACAUGACCUGCAUAAUAGACACUAUUGAUCUCAAUGGCCGCCGCCUGUCUAAGGUGGCGGUAAAAACACCAAUUACAAAGGGAGAAAAGGUUCCGAGUCAGACUUAUUCGGACCUUUUAUACCCUAGGUGGGAGUUUAUUGCUCGACUUGUUCAAGAUCCUGCUCUCCAGGAGGACUUUGAUCAGAAGUUACGAAAUAUCAAAUUUUAUACCGUGGAUGAUGUACAGGUACAAUGGCAGGUGCCUCUACCUUCUGGCAAAGUGAUCACUAGCCAAGCACAGUCUAUUAGCGCAACAUCUUUGUCCAAGAGAGGAAUCUCUAAUGUUUAUAUUGCAAAGCGUUCAAUAAGGGCUCAUCAACGAGUACCCUAUGAGCUGUUGGCAUGUCUUUUGCGACUGUGUGACAUACCACCUGAACAUACUGGUCUUUUCAGUGAGAUUCUUAGUAUUGACACGAAAGAAUUGAACGAUCUGCUGGGAUUUUAUUAUAUCCCGCGUCUACGAAAAAAGACUGAUCUGUCCGAAUUUCAAGAGAACGACGCUGACGACGACAACGCAGUCGAUUCUGAUGCUAAAAUCCAGUCAUCCCAAGAUCAAACUGUGCAGAAACCGCUUGCAAACAAUCCGGACUCAAUUGAUUCAUCUCGGUUUACCCCUGAAGAUGAAAAGGAACAACAACAAGAAGAGGAAAUCAGCCAGUCAUCACAGAGUUCCAGCAGCGCAACCAGAUUCAGGAAUAGGGACUUAGACUCAAUUGAUUCAUCUCUAUUUACUCAUAAAGAUGAAAAGGAGCAACAACAGGAAGAGAAAGUUGGCCAGUCAUCACAGAAUCUAGGCAGCACAUCUAGAUCCAGGAAAAAGGAGGACCUAGAGCCAACAGAUUCAUCUCCAUUUACUCCUCAGGAUGAAAAGGAACAACAACAGGAAGAGGAAGUCAGCCAGUCAUCGCAGAAUCUAGGCAGCGCAACCAGAUCCGGGAACAAGGACUUGGAGUCAACAGAUGCAACACCAUCCAUGCCAAAUAUCACCAGGAAGACAUGGAGGGAGACGGAUAUUCCACAGCCCCGGAGCAAGAAAGAUGAAAAGUCAUCAGACAUGACUCCAGCGCAACAGUUGAAAUAUGAUCGUUUAGCGCCCUUGAGCAAGUCAUUGACAGUCCUAUCUUCCUCCACAUUUUUCAACUCAGCCAAACCCUUGAACUCAAAUUUCAAGCCGUUUUUCCGUCCCCAAGCAGAGAGUAAGCAGCAAGAACAUGCAAUCUCAAACAACAUUGCCGAGACGGCUUCAAAGCCAACUAGGACAGAGGAAGUCCACGAUCAACCCGGAUUCAUUGCUUAUAUGCGGAGUUUGAAAGAAGGAAACAAAAAAGUCACAAUUUCAGGUCAGGCCAACAUGAUUUUUGUUCCCACGCCGGAUGGUCUUCCAGAAUUGAACUCGGGGACCCGUGGUGGUCUUACGGUCCUGCCUGCAUGCAUGGAACUUUCCGAUACUUACGAGCGAACCAUAUUCAUUGCCCUUAACCCAACUCGCGCGGUUGACCAUGAAUCCGAAUUCUUGGGACAGGUAUUUGUCUCUCAGUUGCUCAAUAUUCUACUUGAGAACUAUAAACCCGAAACACAUUGGACAUGCACGAUGCGCAGCCAGCUUGGACAUUUACCAUUUAAAGAACUAGAGACUCCAACCGCGACAUUCACAGUCGACCGCGAAAAUUCCGCUCCUAUGACAGAAUUCCUUCUUCUCCAAUCAUACAAGCAGGCUGAACUCUGGAAAGGAAGUCAGCCAGUCUAUCACAUCGAUGUUCACACAACCAUCAAGGAUUGGAAGGAUCCCGUCACACUAAGUUUGUCGAAGCUGGAAAUGGCGGGAAAUUUCAGCACAAUAAAUAGAGAAGAGCCUCCUAGAGAUGUCUUCAUCAUUGUCCGUGUUUCGGAAAUUUUGGCUGAAAAACCAAAAAUUUUUAUUCUGAUCGAUCCGUGGAUGAUGUUCUCGACUCACCAGCUGAAGCUGAAAUAUCAACGUGACUCUACAGUACAUCUAAUACCUUCCUUCCCUCCGCAAAUACAAGUCGGCGAACUUGAAAGCAUCCGAGCGGACCUGGUCCGCAGGCAGGAGCCCCAGAUUCCUCAGUCCAUUACCGAUGAUUCCUAUAGUGGACGGGGUGGUUUCCCAAAGCCCCUCUCCCCAAUCAGAAAGCGCGAGCCAUUUGCAUGGCAGCCCUUGAGCGAGCAGAACAGGGCCUUUAGACUCCUGCAACUCUUUUCUGGAAAAGGGACCGAAGAGCUACAAGCAAAGUUAGAACACUGCUCGCUGAAUGAGAGUCCGCAAUAUGUCGCCCUUUCUUAUGCAUGGGGAAGCAAUCUGCGGCCAUUCAAUUUGAAAACUAAUUUGGGGAUAAUCCCCCUGACUGCAGCUAUAUACUUAGGACUACGGCGGUUACGAAAUGAAACCAAGGAUAUCUACAUCUGGGCGGAUGCAAUCUGCAUUGAUCAGGACAAUGAUCGGGAGAAGCCACAGCAGAUUCGACUACUUUCAGAUAUCUUCAAAACAGCAACACAUGUAUUCGCGUGGUUGGGAGAGGAAUAUGAUCAGAGCAGCGCUGCCAUCGAUACUCUACGCCGUCUCGUUGAAGACACGGCGGAUAAAGAGGAUGGUUCGGCGCGUCGGUCCGGACAGGGAAUGAAAAUCCCCCCCGUUGAGGACCCAAUAUGGGAUGCGAUCAUCAAGAUUUUAGAACGAACGUGGUUUCGGCGAGUCUGGAUCAUUCAGGAGCUAGUUCUAGCACGAGAAGUGACCCUGGUCUGUGGUGAUCGAAAGAUCCCCUGGGAGACAUUCUAUGCAGCGAUUGAGCUCUGCUUCGAGCAUGCCAAGAUGCCUGGGUUUGAAUACUUGCUUUCAAUGAAAAGCACCGCAUCAGUUGCCCUGGAGCUGGGCAAGUUUCGAAGCCUCAGCCGUAAAAAUGGAGAAUUCGUGGCUCAGGACACUCUGCUAAAUCUCCUUGAGGUCUUCAAUCUUGCGAAGUCUACGAAGUACCGAGAUAAACUUUUCGCAUUGCUCAGCCUAGCUAAUGAUGCCGAUGAGGAAGAACUCAACCCCGACUAUAAAGUCAGUCUGAGGGAGGUUGUCGAACGAUACGCCCGCGUAUUUGUGAAACGAGGUCAAGCCAUGGAUCUCCUAUAUCGAGCAAGGGUUUCCACCUCUGGCGAGCGUUUCCCCUCUUGGAUUCCUGACUGGACCACCGGUCCAUACCCUGAAACAAUCUCCACCUGGGGCUGUCGAACUGGGGAUGGGAACUGCGAAUUUGCAAAGAGUGGACGACGCUGCAGCGCCCACAGCGGCUGCUUCAAGGCGGCAACACGUUUCGGGGUGGAGGCCAAGGUGAAAGCGGGCGGGCUUUUGUACGUUCAAGGCGCCGUUGUCGACACGAUUAUUGAGCGUGGUGAUUGUGAUUCGAGUACCAACGAUACCAUGGACUACAUCCGUGAAAUCUUCCAGUUCAUCACCGACAAGAUCCCGGACCAUGUCGAGCAGGAAAUUGUCAAGGCUAGCCUACCAAUUGGCGGAGCCAGCAACCCAUCGAGGGAAAAAUGGCCUGGCGAUGAUCGUUUGAACGCAUAUCAGGCUCUCCUCAACUAUCUCAAGCCCGAGGUCCAAGAACCGCUCGAUAAACGGACAGAACCGCUGAAGCUACGCUCUGCCAACCAGGUGCUCGACUCUCCAACCGUGCCAAAUCACAUUCGCAGAGAGCUGUGGCCCUUCCUCGUCACCGCACUAGACUUUGCAGAGCUCCUCUCCACGGCGGUCGUCUGCGCAACAAAGCAAGGCCGGGUCGGCCUUGUGCCUACCACCGCGAAAGAGGGGGACCUCAUCGCCCUUUUCUACGGCAGUCGGGUUCCUUUCAUCAUUCGGCAAUCUAACGAGCAUACCUCGGAAUACAACCUGAUUGGCGAGUGCUAUAUCCACGGGCUCAUGCAGGGAGAAUGGUUCCACGACAAGACUUCUCAUGAAGGAAUUCAGAUCAGACUUGUCUAAUCUGGUGUCUCUCUCUAUUGUUGAAUAGAUCGGUGUUUGCUUCCCUCUAAAAGACGGAUUUAGAUUUAAUUAAAUACAUCUUUAUUCUCACAACUAAA
Messenger RNA from Penicilliopsis zonata CBS 506.65, 7204 nucleotides. RefSeq lists its product as hypothetical. Bases 111 to 7106 code for a protein of 2331 amino acids. The transcript has 8 exons. Lineage: Eukaryota; Fungi; Ascomycota; Eurotiomycetes; Eurotiales; Aspergillaceae. The record is from RefSeq and is a predicted model, not a curated record.